AUGCAAUAAUUUCCUAGAAUUCAAAUAAGUCAUUUUAGUUAUUUACAAUCUGAUUUAAUUGGUUCCGGCUAUAAGAGUUAAGUUUACAAAGGAGUAAAUGAUUUAAAUGGAGAUUUAGUAGCAAUAAAAGUAUUUAAUUGUCUAAGCUAAGGUAUGCAACAUGAAAUAAUUAAAAAAUGAAGUUGAAUUGAUGUUAUUAAAUUAAGAAAUCUAUGCUUUAGGAUUAUUGGAUUCUCCAAACAUAGUUAAAAUGUAUCAAUUCAUACGUUCACAUUAAAAUACUUAUAUAAUAACUGAGUUUUGUAAUUAAGGUAUAAGAAUCUAUUGUUAUUUUAAACAGGAGAUUUAUCGUAAUUAAUUGAGAAGAAAAAUCAUUUACAAGAAAAUGAAGCAACUUAAUUAUUCAAAUAAAUAAUUAAUGGUUUUUUAGAGCAAAUAAGAAAAGGUAUAAUUCAUAGAGAUAUUAAACCUUCAAAUAUAUUGUUAAGCGAUGGCAUACCAAAAAUCGCAGAUUAUGGAUUUUCUAAAAUUAUGGGUGUUCAAGAGAAAGUGUAUUACAAUGUUGGUACAACACUAUAUAUGAGCCCAUAGGCUUUAAUGGAUAAUUAAUAUUCUGAAAAAAGUGACAUUUGGAGCAUUGGGGUUAUGUUUUAUUAAACACUUUGUGGUAUUUUUUUGGUUUAUUAAAAAGGUUGCACUCCUUGGGUAGCAGAAACAGAGAAAGAGUUUAUUAAAUAAAUUACAACCACUCCUAUUUAAUUCCCAAAGAAAAUAUUAUUAUCACUCCAUGCUAAAGAUUUCAUUAUAAAAUGUUUAUAAGUGGAUAUUAAUAAAAGAUUAUCAGCUAAUUAAUUAUUUGAACAUCCUUUAUUUCAUGAAAGACCAAGAUUAUUGUAAAUAAGUGGAUCUUUUCAUAUAACAAGAGGCUAAACAUAAUAUUAAUAAUAAUAAAAAGAUAAUGAGUGGAAAAGAAGAUUAAGUCCUAGAGAUGGUAUUGAUAGAAACUCAAAUAAAAAUUAUUUCAAUCCUUCUCCAAAACCUUAAUAUUCCAUCUAAAACCCUACUAAAGAUUUUAUACAAAAUGAUUUAAUUUUAUAGAACAUUUUUUAUUUACUUAAACUCAUUUUGAGGGUAGCUAAACUAAUUGAUCAUUUUGAUUUCUUUAAUUAGAAUUGUUUGUAAGAAAAAUUACUCUAUUUUAUUAUUAAACAUGCUCUAUUUAAAACAAAACAAUUUAAAUUAAUGAUGGAAUCAAAUCUCAACACUUUGGGAUUGGUUAAUUUUCAUUAAUAUAUUUUAAAUACAGAUCUUAAAAAAUAAUAUUAAACAGAUAUUAAUGAGUUUUACAAUAAUUUUACAAAAUCUUUUGAAAGAUUGGUAAGCUUUUCGUAUUUAUCUUUAGUGGAUGAGAAUACAAGAUAAUAAAAAUAUUUAUUAAAUAUUAAUUCAAGAUUAAUAAUUUGUUGCUGUUUUUGAUAGAAGUGAACAAGAAAUAUAAGCUCAUUAUAUUCUGAUGUUGCCUAUUCUUAAAUAGUCUAUUUUUGAACUCAAAACAAUUUUAUCAAUUAAAUUACAUAAUUAUACUGAUUUUUAAGUAUAAAUCGAUUUUAAACAAAGAAUCCUGAACCUCGAGAAGAAGCUGCAAUUAUUUUGCUUGAUUACCUAGUACUAUAUAAUUAGAUUUGCAAUACUAUCAUAUUGUAUUUUGAAAACUUUUCAUAUCGAAUUACUUCGUUUUAACUGAAAAAAGUAGUAGAAACAAAACCAAUAAAUAUUAACAAAUGUAAAUAUAGAGAAAUUUGCAAAUAAAUUUGA
This is a messenger RNA of Paramecium sonneborni, 1815 nucleotides long. NCBI's taxonomy places the organism in Eukaryota, Ciliophora, Oligohymenophorea, Peniculida, Parameciidae. The record is from the annotation of a GenBank genome assembly.